Molecule: messenger RNA, 2180 nt
Organism: Lathyrus oleraceus (garden pea)
Lineage: Eukaryota; Viridiplantae; Streptophyta; Magnoliopsida; Fabales; Fabaceae
Product: probable methyltransferase PMT23
Exons: 8
Coding region: 266-2110 (614 amino acids)
Cellular component (GO): cytoplasm; endosome; trans-Golgi network
Molecular function (GO): methyltransferase activity
Source: RefSeq, a predicted model, not a curated record
GGAUGAAAUUGGUAGUAGUAAAUAUAUUAUAGAAGUGCAGAAAAGUUAAGAUCUACAUAAUAUAUGAAAUAUAUUAGAGUAUAUUUUUGGUGGCUAUGGCUCCUUAUGAGAGUAUUUUCCAACAUAGUGGCAGCCAUGCAUAAUAGUUUAAUCUAAUGUAUUUGUGUUACCUUGAACAAUUCCCAUUACCGUAACCUUCUGCCUUUUCUAACUAACACAAACUCACUGAGAUCCCAAGAUUUUCAGUCCUUUAAUCAAAUCAAGAAUGUCAAAUUUAGUUGAAUCUCUCCUCAAAGAAAGAAAGUAUCCAUUCAUUUUCACCUUCUCUGCCUUACUUAUUUGGUUCAUGAUCCUCCUCUACGCCAACACCACCACCUUCACAACCUCUGAUCCAAAGGCCUUCUACCCUGAUGUCAAAGUGCAGCAACCACUAGACCAACAUCAACAUGACCCUCCACCUCCACCUCCACUAAUCCAAGAUUCAAAAGAUCGUCAAGAACUGCCACCAAAGCGACACGAAGGACUGCUCCAUUGGGAAAAGGCAUUUGACGCGAAUAAUUUUUCUGUUGAUCUGAAUAUAAAGUGGAGGCUUUGUAAUGGUGUUAUCGCGGUAGAUUAUAUACCGUGUUUGGAUAAUAUGAAAGUCAUUAAGGCUCUAAGGACAAGGAGGCACAUGGAGCACAGGGAACGGCAUUGUCCCAAGUCUAUUUCUCGCUGUUUGUUACCUCUUCCCAAAGGGUAUAAAGUCCCGGUUGCAUGGCCUAAGAGUAGGGACAUGAUUUGGUAUAAUAAUGUACCUCAUCCAAAGCUUGUUGAAUACAAGAAGGAACAAAAUUGGGUGGUGAAGUCGGGUGAAUAUCUUGUAUUUCCGGGAGGUGGUACUCAAUUCAAAGAUGGAGUUAACCAUUAUAUUAAUUUCAUACAGAAGACACUACCAGCAAUCCAAUGGGGAAAGAAUAUCAGAGUUGUGCUUGAUGCUGGUUGUGGAGUUGCCAGCUUUGGCGGCUAUCUUCUCGACAAGAAUGUUAUUACCAUGUCAUUUGCACCAAAGGAUGAACAUGAAGCUCAGAUACAAUUCGCUUUGGAACGAGGCAUUCCAGCUACUCUUUCUGUCAUCGGAACACAAAAGUUGACGUUUCCCGAUAAUGGAUUCGAUUUGAUCCAUUGCGCACGUUGUAGGGUGCACUGGGAUGCCGAUGGUGGGAAGCCAUUAUUCGAACUCAAUAGGAUUCUUAGGCCUGGUGGUUUCUUUGCAUGGUCAGCUACACCAGUUUAUCGCGACGAUGAAAGAGAUCAGAAAGUAUGGAAUGCUAUGGUGAGAGUAACAAAAGAAAUGUGUUGGACUGUUGUGGCGAAGACUUUCGAUUCAUCUGGAAUCGGACUUGUUAUAUACCAGAAGCCGACCUCAUCUUCCUGCUACAAGAAACGCAAAAAGAACAAUCCUCCCAUAUGUAAAAGUAGCGAUAUAAAACAAAUUUCAUGGUAUACCAAAUUGAGUAGUUGCCUUAUUCCUCUUCCCGUGGAUGGUGCGGCGAGAUGGCCUGCGUCGUGGCCUAAUAGGCUUACAAGUUUACCUCCUAGCUUAUCUUCUGAAUCAGACGCCGGUGACAUGUUCGACAAGGAUACUAAACACUGGUCUAGAAUAGUUUCAGACAUUUAUAUGGAAGCUCCUAUAAAUUGGUCAAGUGUUCGAAACAUAAUGGACAUGAAUGCUGGUUAUGGAGGAUUCGCUGCAGCUCUUAUUGAUCUACCAAUUUGGGUGAUGAAUGUAGUGCCGGUCAAUACGCCGGAUACUCUUACUGUCAUAUUCGACAGAGGAUUAAUAGGAAUCUAUCAUGAUUGGUGUGAAUCCUUGAAUACGUAUCCUCGUACGUAUGAUCUUCUUCAUUCGAGCUUUUUCUUCAAAAACUUUGGUCAAAGAUGUGACAUUGUAGAUGUGGUUGGGGAGAUAGAUCGCAUAUUGAGACCAGAUGGAUAUGUUUUGGUACAGGAUUCAAUGGAAGCAAUUAGAAAAUUGGGUUCAGUAUUGCAUUCACUUCAUUGGUCUGUAACAUUGUAUCAAAAUCAGUUUCUUGUUGGUAGGAAGAGCUUUUGGCGUCCAAAGCCAUAGAAACUGAAUGAUGAACAGGAUUGAAUAUUGCUUGUCAUAUUCUUAGAUAAAAAGUUGUUGGGUUGCUCAU